This is a messenger RNA of Perkinsus marinus ATCC 50983, 603 nucleotides long. Its product is annotated as eukaryotic translation initiation factor 1A, X-chromosomal, putative. Gene Ontology annotation, cellular component: cytoplasm. Gene Ontology annotation, biological process: translational initiation. The transcript has 6 exons. Gene Ontology annotation, molecular function: RNA binding; translation initiation factor activity. The coding region runs from base 29 to 532 and encodes 167 amino acids. The record is from RefSeq and is a predicted model, not a curated record. Lineage: Eukaryota; Perkinsozoa; Perkinsida; Perkinsidae.
AGAGUUGUUCCUGUUCUCUCGUAUUUGAAUGGCUCCUAAGAAUAAGGGAAAGGGAGGGAAGAACCGACGCCGCGGAAAGGGAGGACGCGGUGACGUUAAGCGAGAGCUUGAGUUCAAGGAAGAUGGCCAGGAAUACGGUCAGGUCCUCAAGAUGCUUGGGCAAGGUCGUGUUGAGCUACAAUGCUUCGACGGAGUAAAGCGACUCGGGCAUAUCCGUGGCAAGAUGCGUAAGCGUGUGUGGAUCCAGAUCGGUGAUAUCGUUCUGGCUUCCCUCCGAGACUUCCAAGACGAGAAGUGUGAUAUCAUCCUCAAGUAUAACGUCGAUGAGGCCCGUGCCUUGAAACAGCAUAAGGAGAUACCUGACAACAUCAAGAUCAACGAGACUGAUUUGAUGGGCAACGAGGAAGGAUUCUCUGAUGAUGGUGUCGAGUUUGCUGAAGAUGGUAGUGAUGACGAGGAGACUGCAGGCAACCUCUUGGCCCCUCCCUCUGCCGCUGCUAACCUCACUAAGGCGGACAUUGACGAUAUCUAAGCAACCAUUGACGAUGGUCACCCAGCCGUUUCCCUGUACUGAGUGAAGCUCUUAUUCACUAUCUAGCAUUC